GAGCAAUUUACUCUCUCACAGAGUGUCAUUAUUAUUUUAUUUCUUAGGUUUCUGUAAUAGGACUUGUUUGUAAUUGAGGGUUUCAUUUAUCUGGGGAUAAAAAAGUAAAGUAACAUAAAUAAAAAAUGGCUUCCAAGAGCAAACGUCCUCCUCCAUUAAAGCUUGGGAUAUCUGCUCCGCCUCCAGCUGAGCCAGUGAAAAAAGGAGAUAUCACACAGAACAUUGUAAAUAAAAUUGGAAAAAGUAUCGAAGAACUUGAAAUUGACGAUGUACAAAGAAAGAGAUUAGAUACUUUUCUGUCUCAGAAAAAGACGGUCGGAAUGUUGGACAGUGCUCAAAAAGUUGAUUUUUUAGAGAAGGCUGAAAUCGGUGUUGGAAAUGGCGGAGUUGUUCAUUUAGUACAGCAUAAAGAAUCUGGUCUGGAGAUGGCACGAAAACUCAUCCAUUUAGAACUGAAACCAGCAGUACAAAAUCAAAUUAUCAGAGAAUUGCAAAUUCUUCACGACUGCAAAAGCCCUUAUAUUGUUGGAUUUUACGGAGCGUUUCAUAAUGACAGCGAAAUCAGCAUAUGCAUGGAAAAUAUGGAUGCCGGUUCCCUUGAUCAAGUUCUGAAAAAAGCUGGAAAAAUCCCUGAACCUAUUCUAGGAAAAGUCAGCAUUGCGGUACUUCACGGAUUGAGAUAUUUAAGAGAAACACAUAACAUAAUCCAUAGAGAUGUAAAACCAUCGAAUAUUUUAGUCAACUCAAGAGGAGAGAUAAAACUAUGUGAUUUUGGUGUCAGCGGACAACUUAUUGAUUCCAUGGCUAACACCUUUGUUGGUACAAGGUCCUAUAUGUCACCUGAACGAUUACAAGGAGCACCAUAUUCAGUAUUGUCUGAUAUCUGGUCUCUUGGUUUAUCAUUGAUCGAAAUGGCGAUGGGAAGAUACCCUAUACCUCCACCCACAAAGCGGGAUAUUGAUGGCAUGUUUGGACCCAACGCUGCAAGUUUUGUACCGGAUGCACCUCGGCCGAUGGCUAUAUUCGAAUUGCUUGACUACAUUGUAAAUGAGCCCCCUCCACAACUACCAAGAGGAGUCAUAUUUUCUGACGAGUUUUGUGAUUUUGUUGAGAAAUCUUUGGAGAAAAAUCCUCAGGAUAGAGCAGAUUUGAAGGGAUUGAUGCUACAUCUAUGGAUAAAAAGAGCUGAAAAUAACAACGUUGAUUUCGCUGGGUGGAUAUGUAAAAUCAUGGGGCUGAAACCCCCUUCACCCAGCACCCCAACAGAAAAGACAUAAAUGAUAUUUCUUCUGCUUGCACUUCCAAAUUAUACCUUAUUUAAAUAUAUUCUGAUUAUGGAAUUUAUAUCGGGUCAACAUGGCCAAGUAUGAUCUGGAGUUGAAUUUUGAUAUGCCUCUGAACAUUGAUAAAUUUAAGUUUCUAUUAUGUUACAUUUUCUUCCACUCGAUUGUUCAAGAAUAACUUUUUUUAAAUCAUGAUUUUAUUUUUUUUUCAAUUACAUUAUUUGCACCUUUAAAAGCUCAGAUUAUUAUCGCCAUUCUCUCAUUUGAGUCACAAAAAUAGAAUAUUGUAUUCCAUGUAUAAAUGUUGAUACAAAAAUUUUGAAUGAUUGUGAAAAUGAUAUCGAAUUAUAAAUCUUACGGAAAGUAUAGUCUUCAUAAAAGUUGAUCAAUUGCCUUCGAAACAAUACUUUCUCACAAUAUGGGAAUACCUUCAAACUUUUGUGUAUGUAUAUGGUUAAAAUGUCACCUUUAUGCCGAUGUUCAAAAUCAUCAUUUAUUAUUUAAAUAUAUCUCAAUUUUGUUCUCUGUUUUUGCCGAACUGAGAAGAUUUCGGUUUUUCCAAACCAAAGGUAUAGUCACUCUUUACCUAGAGGCCGCUAGUACAGAGCGAAAAUAUGUAUAAAUAUGUGGAGUAAAAAAGUAGCUAAAUGGUCAUUUUAUGAAAUUUGACUUAGUUUUCAAAAUGAGAUUAUUCUGUUUCGAUUAUUGUAUUAUUAUAUUGAAAAAAAAAUUUUCUUUUGAUAAAAUCAUGCAUUUAUGGUGUUGAAAUACAAGUUUAAUUGCAUUUGCUCUUAUUAGUUAUGAAAUAAUCAAAACUACUCACCGAAUUACAUACUAACUUUGUUUGAACACAAUCAAUAAAAACUUAUAUUAGGUAAUAUUGAAACAAUUCACUAUUUAAAUAAUUCUCUUCAAUUUGUUUCAAUGCAUCUAGUUUUUGUGAAGCAAAGUGAACUUGAUCAGUGUGUAUUUUUUUAAGAAUAUAUAAAAAUAAAUUUUUCUUUCAAUCAGUAUCGGCUUCCAUGAAUAUAUACUUUGAUACCACUGUUGUAUAUAAUACAUACAUAUGUUGCAUACCAUACCGCCCAGUUGUGCUUUUUGGCAGAACAGUGGAAAGAAAUUCUUAUUAUCUUGAUAAAAUAAUUCUCGAAAAUGAAGAUUUUACAGUUAAAUAAAGACAGAAUAUAUUCUUACUCCACUCCUCUUUUUAGUUUAUUGAAAACGUUGUGUAUUCAGUGGAAUUGGUAAAUUAAUUCUCAUUUCUAUGUAUGAAUACCAACCUCUUUCAUGUUUAAAAAAUAAAAUAGGAAUUGUUUACUAUA
Styela clava is the source of this 2605-nucleotide messenger RNA. Its product is annotated as dual specificity mitogen-activated protein kinase kinase 1-like. Gene Ontology annotation, biological process: protein phosphorylation. Gene Ontology annotation, molecular function: ATP binding; protein kinase activity. The record is from RefSeq and is a predicted model, not a curated record. NCBI's taxonomy places the organism in Eukaryota, Metazoa, Chordata, Ascidiacea, Stolidobranchia, Styelidae.